AUGGCUAUACGUAUUGAUGUAAAGUGGAAGAGUGAAGUGUUUAAGGAUAUCGAGAUAUUUUUGACAGAGCCUCUGAUUCUAUUUAAAUCACAAUUAUUUAGCUUAACAGGCGUACCGCCUGAAAGACAGAAAUUGAUGUUUAAGGGUUUGCUCAAAGAUGAUGUUGAUUUAUCGCAGUUGGGGCUGGUUAAUGGUUCGAAGAUCUUGCUGAUAGGCAGUAACCAGGUUUUGUGCGAUAAUACCAAGAUCAAUUUCAUCGAGGAUUUACCUGCAGAGGAGAAGGAUAUGUUGCUAGGUAUUCGUGCAUUUCAACCCAAAUCAGGAGGAUUGGUAAACGUUGGUAAUACGUGUUAUUUCAACGCGGUUAUGCAAUUUUUGUUCCCCGUUACGGAACUUUGGGAUAAGUUGGAGUUUUUUAAAAAUAUCCCUGGAAUUAAACAAAAUGAAUUCAUCAACUCAUUACUACAAAUGAAUAAGACGGUUAAAAAUGACAUCAAACCCAUGAAUCCUACGAAACAGAUAAUACUACUAAGGCAAUUAUACCCACUUUUUAACAAAAUUGAUCAAACUACAGGUCAAUAUAUGCAACAGGACGCCGAAGAGUGUCUUAACUUCAUAGUUAACACGAUGAAUGAGUUUAGCAGUGGCUCUAUCGCAGACGAGAUUUUCGGCUACACAGUGGUGGUUAAAAGUGAAAGAGUUGAUGGUAUUGAAGAAUUUAUUCCACCGCAAAACGAUGUCACUAAAUACAUGUUCCUUCGAUGUACUAUGGGCACUCCAACUAACCCUGUCCAUAGUGUGAAAGAGGGCAUCAAGCAGGCGCUCACUGAGACAGUUACCAUUAGAAAAGAUGAUACUGAUGUUUUGUAUAAGAAAACCAGUUACAUCACUUCAUUGCCAAACUAUUUGAUAAUACACUUGGUGCGCUUUGAGUGGAAACAAGCCAGUACAACUUCCAUGACUAAAGCAUGCAAGGCUAAGAUUUGUAAGAGGAUUAGUUUUGACAAACAGCUAGAUGUAUCAUAUAUAUGUGAUAAAGACAUUACAGAAUCCCUGAAUAAUAUAAAUAAAUAUAUUUUCGACUUAAACAAUGGGAUUACUCCUUCCGUAAAAGUAGCGCAGGGGAAACACAAGAACGGCAAUUAUGUUCUAGAGGCCGUAAUAACGCACCAGGGAAGGACGGCAGAUAGUGGGCACUACGUUUCAUGGACCAGGGUGUUAGAUGAGUCAACCAGUGCUACUGACGAGAAUGUUGAAAACGAUUGUGACAUACGAGCGGAUGGUUUGCCUAAAAAACAAGAGCCCAAAGAAUUUUGGCACAAAUUUGACGAUGAUGAAAUUUCUAAAUUUGACUACCAAUCAAUAGAUCUUUGUGGCGGAAGAAGCGAUUAUCACAUAGCAGUGCUACUACUGUACAAGGCUCAAUAUGUUACAAUUGAGGAUAAUAAUCAAUAA
Babesia microti strain RI is the source of this 1455-nucleotide messenger RNA. Its product is annotated as ubiquitin carboxyl-terminal hydrolase 14. The record is from RefSeq and is a predicted model, not a curated record. Bases 1 to 1455 code for a protein of 484 amino acids. The transcript has 4 exons. Gene Ontology annotation, biological process: proteasome-mediated ubiquitin-dependent protein catabolic process; protein deubiquitination; regulation of proteasomal protein catabolic process. Gene Ontology annotation, molecular function: cysteine-type deubiquitinase activity; proteasome binding; protein binding. Lineage: Eukaryota; Apicomplexa; Aconoidasida; Piroplasmida; Babesiidae.